AUGUGUGUGCGCGUGCUGAUUAAGUAGUGUAGCUUUUAAGCCAUCGACGCGACCGUCGACAGUUCGUUCCCAACUUCGGACGCGCUCGGUACCGAUCAAUCGGUAACUAUUGUCGGGACAAUUUGUAAUUUUAACUGAUUAAACAAGUAAACCUUGCGAUUAAGUUUUAUUAAAGAAGAAUUACCCAAGAACUAUUAGUGGCGCAGUCUAAAAGGAUAGCUAGAGCUUUUCCACCUCAAAAGCCUAGUCACCGGACCUCCGGAGCCGAAAAUGCUGUUUGCCGUCGCCAUACUGACCCUCCUGAUAGGAGCGACCCAGGGCCGGCAAGUAACCCUCACGGAGCUGGAUAACAACCCCGGAGUCCUGCCAUUUAAACUGGGCACCGCUAAGAUUCAGAUGACUGAACAUGUGUUUUUACACUACUAUGAACUAAAUAGUAUUAAGGAUAGUAUUAGUAAUAUAGAGAACUAUAUAGGUAGUUACUUAGAUUAUAUGAAAUCUGCCGACCCCCUUUAUUUUAGAGAUACCUCAGUGACGACCACCCAGAUUUUCUUGAACGACCUCAACACCAUUUAUGGUAAAUUCAAUGCCUUGUACGCGAUUCACCCUAAGCAAAAACGCGGCCUUUUUAACGGUUUGGGUACUGUCAUAAAAAGCAUUACUGGAAAUUUGGAUCACGACGAUGCACGUCAUUAUAACCAAGCCAUACAAACAUUACAGGAAAAUCAAAAUCUAAUUGGAAAUAAAUUGAAUUCUGGAAUUAGCAUUAAUAAACAAAUGUUAGAAUCAUUCAAUAACACGUUGUUAGCUAUGAUCUCUAACGAAAAUAAAAUUCAUGUUGCCUUGAACGAAAUCAUAAUUACUAUUAUGACAUCAUUACUUGUGGUUCCUUUUAUGCAGAGAAUAGAGUCGUAUUUGCAUUGAAAUUUCCUGUAAUGUACAAGAAUACAUACACCUACUACCAUCUAUUUCCCACUCCGACUUAUAAUUCGACCAUUCUGAUCCCUCCUAAACCUUAUAUGGCAAUGAACGACGAGAAACACCAGUACAUGGAACAAGAAUGUAAACGUUUCCAAGAAACAUAUUACUGUGAAGAAACCUUUU
Molecule: messenger RNA, 1104 nt
Organism: Leguminivora glycinivorella
Lineage: Eukaryota; Metazoa; Arthropoda; Insecta; Lepidoptera; Tortricidae
Exons: 3
Coding region: 271-924 (217 amino acids)
Source: RefSeq, a predicted model, not a curated record